This is a messenger RNA of Cynara cardunculus var. scolymus (artichoke), 2206 nucleotides long. Its product is annotated as protein TRANSPORT INHIBITOR RESPONSE 1-like. Gene Ontology annotation, molecular function: protein binding. Bases 198 to 1943 code for a protein of 581 amino acids. NCBI's taxonomy places the organism in Eukaryota, Viridiplantae, Streptophyta, Magnoliopsida, Asterales, Asteraceae. The record is from RefSeq and is a predicted model, not a curated record. Gene Ontology annotation, biological process: SCF-dependent proteasomal ubiquitin-dependent protein catabolic process. The transcript is spliced from 4 exons. Gene Ontology annotation, cellular component: SCF ubiquitin ligase complex.
CUCUCUCCCUCAACUCGAACCACUUCAAUCCGAGCUCGUCAUUAAUGGUGUUAUUCCCUCAGAUCUGAAGGAAAUACAUGUGCUAAUUUGCUACAAGCAUUGGAGUUUUAUCUACAGUUGAUUGAUUGUAAGUAAUCGAACUUAAUUUCUCACUUUCGGGCGAGGUAUUUGUAGGUUUUUGUUACCGGAGGUGAAAUAUGGUGUACUCGUUGCCGGAGGAGGUGUUGGAGCAUGUUUUUUCGUUUAUAACACUUGAUAAGGACAGGAAUGCUGUUUCGUUAGUGUGUAAGUCGUGGUACGAGAUUGAGCGGUGGUGCCGGAGGAGGAUUUUCGUUGGGAACUGUUACGCCGUGAGUCCGAGUAUCAUGACCAGGAGGUUUCCGGAGGUUAGGUCGGUGGAGUUGAAAGGGAAACCACAUUUUGCAGACUUUAAUUUGGUGCCGGAGGGUUGGGGAGGGUUUGCUUGCCCUUGGAUCAGUGAGAUGUCUAGGGCUUAUCCUUGGUUAGAGGAGAUCAGGCUUAAACGGAUGGUUGUUACAGAUGAGAGUCUGGAGUUGAUCUCGACGUCGUUUAAGAACUUUAAGGUUUUAGUUUUAUCUUCGUGUGAGGGUUUCAGUACAGAUGGACUUGCUGCUAUUGCUGCUAAUUGCAGAAAUUUGAGAAAAUUGGACUUGCGGGAGAGCGAGGUGAUGGAUUUGAGUGGGCAUUGGCUAAGCCACUUCCCUAAUACUUGUACCUCAUUGGAGUCUCUUAACAUUGCCUGCCUGGGUUCUGAGGUCAGCUUCUCUGCCCUUGAACGCCUGGUUGGUCGCUCACCCAACUUGAAGAUUCUUCGACUCAAUCGUGCUGUACCACUUGAAAAGCUCUCCACCCUACUGUGCCGGGCCCCGCAGCUGGUCGAGUUGGGUACAGGUGCCUACUCUUCGGGAAUCCGGUCUGAUGUAUAUUCAAGUCUAUCCAAGGCUUUUCUGGGCUGCAAGGAGCUUAAGGGACUGUCGGGGUUUUGGGAUGUGGAUCCAUCAUAUCUUCUAGCUUUCUAUUCUGUUUGUUCUAGGCUGACUUCGUUGAACCUGAGUUAUGCUACCAUUAGAAGUCCUGAUAUCACCAAGGUCAUCAGUCAGUGUCCUAAUCUGCAGCGUCUAUGGGUAUUGGAUCACGUGGAGGACAGCGGGCUCAAUGCCGUUGCUUUGUCCUGCAAGGACCUACGAGAACUGCGGGUGUUUCCUUCCGACCCAUAUAUUGCUGAUGCAAACGUCACCUUGACAGAACAAGGCCUUGUUUCGGUUUCAGAGGGGUGCCCGAAGCUCCAAUCUGUUCUUUACUUCUGUCGGCAGAUGUCAAAUUCCGCUUUGAUUACCAUUGCUAGGAACCGGCCUAACCUAAUUUGUUUCCGGCUUUGCGUUAUUGAACCUCGAGCUCCCGAUUAUUUGACACUUGAACCACUUGAUGUUGGUUUUGGAGCCAUAGUAGAGCACUGCAAGGAACUUCGACGCCUUUCAUUAUCUGGUCUCCUGACCGAUCGUGUAUUUGAGUACAUAGGGAGACAUGCUAAGAGAUUAGAGAUGCUUUCUAUUGCGUUUGCAGGUAAUAGUGAUUUAGGCCUACAUCAUGUGUUGUCCGGGUGUGACGGCCUUCGGAAACUGGAGAUUCGAGAUUGCCCGUUUGGGGACAAGGCUCUCUUGGCUAAUGUGGCCAAGUUGGAGACAAUGCGAUCCCUUUGGAUGUCAUCGUGCGCGGUUAGUUAUGGAGCGUGUAAGUUUCUAAGUCAGAAAAUGCCUAUGCUUAAUGUCGAAGUUAUAGAUGAAAACGGUAGUUUAGAUUCGAGGUUCGAUAGCUGUCCUGUUGAGAAGCUUUACAUAUACCGUACUGUUGCUGGGCCAAGGUCUGACAUGCCUGGCUAUAUACGGACUAUAGAUCGAGAUCGUGUGAAUACAAUUUCUUGAGAUGUCUCCACGGAUUGAAUCCUCAUGGCGAUUAUGGGAGUUAUCGUGAUUAGCCAGCGUGCAGUCUAGAGAAGGAAAAGAUGCAUCUCCUGAGUUCUUUGGGGCACAUUUUUUCAUAUUUGACGUAUUUCUCCUUGUAGUAUUUAUUUAUACCCUUUUCUUGAUCUAACCAGAUCACACGUCUGUAUGUUAACAUUGUUCGCCUGUAUCCUGAUAAACUCAACCUUGUUUGAGAUUCAAAUUUCCAAAGAUUGUUCUCAUCA